AUUUUGUCUCUCGUAUCAGCUAUAACGUUCGAAUGACCAGCCCUUGUUUUUGAAACCCCACCGCUCCGCAUUGCAGACGCUCUCCCACCAUGUCGAUCCCAGCUACCAAGGACGUCGUCUUCGACGUAGUAGGCACCCUGGUCUCCUACGCCCGGCUCUGGGAGGCCAUGGAGGAACGCCUCGGCGACAAGCUCAGGGCCGCGGGGAUCAAGCCGGCGCUGCUGGGGGCGUGCUGGAUCGAGGCCGCGGAGCGCGAGUACACGUACCUCUCCCUGUCGGGCCGGUACAAGCCCUUCUUCGAGGUGUUCGGCCAGCUCUUCUACCGCAUGCUCUUCUUCGCCGGGGUGCAGGAGCCCAGGGCCUUCUGCGGCGAGGACGACGUGCGGUGGCUCGUCGGCGAGUGGCAGAAGCUGUACCUGCGGGAGGGCGCCAAGGAGUGCGUGCAGAGGCUGCGGGAUGCGGGGUUCACGGUGUGGUGCUUCACGGCUGGGGAUAUUGCGCGCGUGGGCGGCUAUUUCAGGGACGCCGGGGUGGAUAUGCCGUCUGAGAACCUGCUCAGUUGUGAUACUGUGGGUGUUGCGAAGCCGGUUCCCGAGGCGUACCGGCCGCUGCUGGAGAGGUUGAGCAGGGACGGGAAGAAGCCUUGGUUUGCGGCUGCGCACAUGUGGGAUGUGAGCACGGCGAGAACGGUCGGGUUUCAUGGUGCGUAUUGCACGGCCUUGGAGAGCGAGCCACUGUACAGUGUUUUUGGUGAGCUGGAUGUUGUUGCACCCACACUGCCGGAGAUGGCGGACAAGAUUAUUGCUGCAACUAAAUGACUGGUUUCUGA
This is a messenger RNA of Diaporthe batatas, 829 nucleotides long. RefSeq lists its product as uncharacterized. Bases 90 to 818 code for a protein of 242 amino acids. The transcript is spliced from 2 exons. Lineage: Eukaryota; Fungi; Ascomycota; Sordariomycetes; Diaporthales; Diaporthaceae. The record is from RefSeq and is a predicted model, not a curated record.